AUGGCUCCAGGAUUCACCCCAAACCUUCCUGCAGAUCACAGUCUGGGUCAAGACAACACGGACAAUCUCUUCAACUUUGAGCUCUUUCGGCAUCAAGACCUCGGGGAAUGGUCUCGCCAGACUUCGGCGGAGAACAUGUGGCAGCAAGACCACGGGCUCUUUGAUGGGUGUUGGAGUUUGGGCGCUGUGACCGGUCACCAAUUUACCUCUCCAAUGUCUGUAUCUGAGCAAUUCAGCCAAAGUCAUCCGAAGGGAAGGUCAACUCCAACCUACCCAACCGACGAGCUGCCUUACGGUCUGCGGCUUGACUACAAUGAAGACGAUGGUACCCAAGACGCCGGAGGUGUUGCCACUCAGCGUCAGGAACGUCAGCGAAGCGAAGCAGACGACAACAAUAGCAUUGGUGACAAUUCGUUCAAGGAAGAUUCUGCGAGCGAACAGAAACGCAGGAUGCAGAACCGACAGGCUCAGCGUGCCUUUCGGGAGCGCAAGGUGAAAUACGUGCAGGGCCUGGAGAAGCGAGUCAAAGACCUGUUGCAAUACGCCGAGUCCUUGAAGCACGAAAACCAGAUGCUGAAAGCGCGGGGACAGUGGUUGAGCAGCCAGCUAAAGAAUUUCCACCGGCAAGCUUCAAAGCGAAGUCCAGUAUGA
Messenger RNA from Cladophialophora psammophila CBS 110553, 651 nucleotides. RefSeq lists its product as uncharacterized. NCBI's taxonomy places the organism in Eukaryota, Fungi, Ascomycota, Eurotiomycetes, Chaetothyriales, Herpotrichiellaceae. Gene Ontology annotation, molecular function: transcription cis-regulatory region binding; DNA-binding transcription activator activity, RNA polymerase II-specific. The record is from RefSeq and is a predicted model, not a curated record. Bases 1 to 651 code for a protein of 216 amino acids. The transcript has a single exon. Gene Ontology annotation, cellular component: RNA polymerase II transcription regulator complex.